Molecule: messenger RNA, 1263 nt
Organism: Striga asiatica
Lineage: Eukaryota; Viridiplantae; Streptophyta; Magnoliopsida; Lamiales; Orobanchaceae
Source: the annotation of a GenBank genome assembly
AUGCACGAUUCCAAGCAUCUGAAGUACCGCCACCACCACCGCCACUGCGAUCCGCCUCAACAACCCCGCCGCCACGGGUCAACCUCACUCAGUCCCGACAACCCGGCCCUUCCAAACUCCCACGCCUCGUCCUCCUAUAAUAAAAAGGCUGAGAUAACUUCAUCUUUCUCCUCCGCUCCGAUCCAGAAGCCCACCCCACUCGCCCGCCGGAUUCUCUUCCCAGGUCGGGUCUCCCCCAUUUCUGACCGCCCCAUGACUACUCAAAGCCGAAAGCAAGCUCUUCCUAAAUCACCCUUAUCCCCUGCCACCAUUGACUCGGAAAUCACUGCCGCGGGGGGUAGUUUUGGGGUUUUUUACGCGAGGUUGAGUCUGAAGGGGAAGAACGGGGAAUCCUUGGUUCUGAAGCUUGCUUCGGAGGUUUUGACCGCCAAUAGCCUUGUGUUUCCCAACUUGGUUGCUGAUUAUUGCAAGAAUGUGAGCAGAUUGUGUAUGAUCCAAGUGUCGGAUGUGGAGAAUUUGGAUGUCUUUAGGGAAACGAUUGAACUCAUGUUCGAGGAGGAUAUUUCAAAGCAGCUCCUCAAGAUUGGGGUGUUUAGGGCUAUUGAUAUACUUGAGGUCUCGGCAGGGAUUAAGUUUUAUAGGUGUGUUUCUUUGUGUCUAAAUUGCAUCGAGGCAGUACCAUGGACAGAGGAAGAAGAGAAGAAGCUGAGGGACCUGUUUGAUCUGAUACCUCACGUGAAAAAAGAUGAUGUACUCGCCGCCUCCCAGUCGUGUAUUGGCCUGCUCGAAGAGGCCUUAUGUGUCGACACGUGUCAGAAGGACGUUAAUCGAAAAAAAGACGAUACACCCCUUCUGGAGCGGAUCUCGACGCAGGUCGACAACCUGAAUUGGCUUCUCGAAAUCCUGCUUGAGCGCCAGCUGGCGGAGGACUUUGUGGGACUGUGGGCUGACCAAGAAAAGCUGCUCGAGCUUCACAGGAAAGCGUCCCCAAUGGUGAGGUAUGAGGUCAGCCGGGUGUCAGCUAUUAUUUUUAUUGCCAUGAGUUGUAGAAGCUUGCACUACCGUUUGGAUGUGAGGUUGGGGUUUGUUCAGAAAUGGUUUGAGCCGAUGCUUUGUGAUUUCGGGUGGCUGAGGAGGUGCAAAAAGGCUUGGACAUGCGGGCUUGGAGGAGGGCAUGGGCCAGGCCGUGCUUACUUUGCCAUUGAAGGAGCAGUACGGGCUAUUUCUGGAAUGGUUCAGUCGUUUCUCAAGGCAUGGGAAUGA